AUGGCACGGACAAAAGUUAUUUUGAAAGUCCUAUUUACGCUCUGCGUUUGGUCCUUUGUGAUAAUAGGCGUGUUCAAAAUGCACGGUACCAACAUUGUGCCUCAAGAGUAUGUUUCCGUACCCUUGAGCGGUCGCAUACUGCUACAAAAGGAUGUCCUAAGGUACGCCGAGACGACUUCGACAACAACAGACCGUUUCGAUCCGUCCGAAAUACUGAUAGACAAUAGAACCGCUAUGGACGAUGAUCAACUUGUGAGGGAUGUUGAAUCUAGGAUACCGUCGCUACCGAUAGCAUACUGGAGUAAAAACAAGAAUUUUCUCCAACAGAAAUCAUCCACGUGUGCAAAGUACCCAUCGAUAUUUGAGCUGGAAUUCAAUAACAUAUACUGGCAAACGAUGCGGACCAGUAAUGGGACAUUCCAACUAUUCGGGGCAUACUACGACAUUCGAAAGAAUUCACUCUUGGGCCCCACAGUACGAAUUCUAGGAAUGAUUGAUCGCAUCGAACCGAAAGUAAAAACUUACUGUCAGUUCUGGUUCGACGGCCAAAAGGAACCAUUCAUCGUCAAGACUUACGAGUACAAGUACAUCUGGUACAACAAAUGGGGUAACUACAAACAAGGCAUCUACCAACCAUAUUUGAUCGCAUGUCAAAUACCUAAACCCUUCCACGGUGUUGUGCCCAGUUCAGUGUCGAUGGUGGAAAAGGAGUGUGAUACAGCCACAAACAAUUUAAGAGUUAUAUACAAUCGACCCCCUGAUGACCAGAAAAAAGGUUUUGCGGUCUGCGUCAAGGGAUUGGACUUCCUGUACGACGAUUUGUCGGUGCGUCUAAUCGAGUGGAUAGAACUCUUGAACAUGCUAGGCGCUGACAAAAUAUUCUUCUACAAUCUACAAGUACAUCCAAAUAUUUCAAAGGUGCUAAAUCACUACGAGCAAGAAGGAAAAGUGAGGGUUAUACCCCUGACCUUGCCCGGCGGACAACCUAACGUGCCGGGUUUUCAGCAUCUCUACCUAACCAAAAAGACAAACCACAAGCGGCAGAAUGAAGUGAUACCCUACAACGAUUGUUUGUACAAGAAUCUGUAUCUUUACGAUUAUAUUGCGCUGCUGGACAUAGACGAAGUUAUAAUGCCGAAGGGCAAUUUUGUUUUAUGGUCGGAACUAAUGGCUAAAGUUGUUCCAGAUUCCCUUAAAGUUCGGCCAGAGGGAUAUCACAGUUUCAAUUUUCGCAACGUGUACUUCCUGGAUGACCAGCAGCAUGAACAUGGUUGGCACAAGGACAUACCGAAAUAUAUGCACAUGCUGCAGCACGUCUACCGGGCGAAGAACUACACGAAACCAAACCAGUAUGUCAAAUGUUUUCACAAUCCCGAGAAGGUGCUGACACUGCACAAUCAUUUCCCAUUGGCAUGUCUGGGAGGUGUGUGCAAAUCCUAUCCCGUAGAUACUAAAGAUGCCCACUUGCAACACUAUCGGGCGGACUGUGUCAACACCCUAAAGAAGUCUUGCGAAGAAUUCAGGGAAAACUCCGAGGAGGACAAAACCAUAUGGAAGUACAAGGAUGAAUUGAUACGACGAACCAUUAAAGCAUUAGACACGCUGGGCUUCUUCCGACGCUCUUCCGGCACCUACGGCAGUGGUUAUGGGUCAACAACACACUCUUCAGAACGGUGAUUACCAAGUUCCUGGUGGUCACUGACCGUGCCAGCAUGGUGGGGCAUUCUACGCGGGGGUAAACAACUACUUAGU
Musca vetustissima is the source of this 1752-nucleotide messenger RNA. RefSeq lists its product as uncharacterized. Lineage: Eukaryota; Metazoa; Arthropoda; Insecta; Diptera; Muscidae. The coding region runs from base 1 to 1677 and encodes 558 amino acids. The transcript has 2 exons. The record is from RefSeq and is a predicted model, not a curated record.